CACACUCACUGUGUGUAUUAUAUAUAUAUAUUUUUUAUUUUAUUUUAUUUAUUUAUUUUAUAUAUAUAUAUAAAUAUAGUAUCUGCAGAUUCUGAUUCUCGUCACUAUAAACGUAAAACCUUGGAGAAGAGAAUCUGAUUUUCUUUCCCGAUUUGAAACGCUCGGUAGAAUCUCUUUGAAAAUUCGCCGGCGGUGAGUUGCGCCGGCGCCGGCGAAUAUUCCCUUCUUUUUUUUUUGCUGAAGAUUCGUUGGAAUAGAUUUUGGUCACAGCUCAUUGAUUUGAUUUACCUAGGGUUUUGAGUUCCCAUUUUUGACUCAUAAUACACAAAACGGAAGAGAGAAAAAUAGCGAUUUGGAUGCAGAUGCUAAAUUCAACUGAUUUCGAGUAGAUUUUGAUGAAUUAGAGCUUUCGUGACUAUUUCAGGUACCAAGGAAAAGAAAGUUUUUUUUUUUUUAAAAAAAAAGUAGAAGAAAAAUUAAAGGGAAAUGCUGACGUGUAUAACUUGUAAGCAAAAAAUAGAUGAUGAUGGAGGAGAAGAAGGUCCACGUGGGACCCCUAAUACUAAAGAAUCAGUCAAAAGCUUGACCGCCCAGAUCAAAGAUAUUGCAUUAAAGGUCUCUGGUAAAAGCAGCAAGUCUAGUACACCAACAAGUGGUUACAGGAGAGGAGGGGGCAGAGCAUAUCCUGAUUUUGAAACAAUUUCAGAGGAAGUUCCAUAUCAACCUGGAAGUUCAAGUUCUACUCCAGCUUGGGAUUUUACCCGUAAUCAUCGAACUCCUCGAGCAGAUCCAAGAUUUGUCGGAGGAUAUGGUGGUGGUGGUGGUGACGAUGAAAAGAGAGAAUCCGUCUACUCUCAGACAGGUGAUAUGGUGCUGCCAGAUGAGGAGGGGCCAAAAGAGUGGAUAGCUCAGGUGGAGCCUGGUGUUCAGAUUACUUUUGUCUCACUUCCAACUGGUGGAAAUGAUCUCAAACGAAUCCGCUUUAGUCGGGAUAUGUUCGAUAAAUGGCAAGCUCAAAGAUGGUGGGGUGAGAAUUUUGACAGAAUUAUGGAGCUCUACAAUGUCCAGAAAUUCAAUCAGCAAGCUAUGGACACUCCUGGGCGGUCUGAGCUUGGAAGAGAUUCCAAUUAUUCAAGGCUUGGAUCACCUAGGGAAAGCAAAGAGUGGACUCAGAGAAAUUAUAGACCAUCCAGCAGCAGUCAAUAUAACUAUGGAGGGCCCAGUUCUUAUGCCUCCGGCUUUCCAAAGGGUGAGAUGUCAUCUAUGGAUCCAUCAAGGAUGACAACUGAUUCAAGAGACGAUGCUUCAGUAUCCAUGAGCAUUGCUGGUGAUGGAGAGUCAGAAUGGAUAGCAGAAGAUGAGCCAGGAGUAUAUAUAACCAUCAGACAACUAGCUGAUGGAACUAGAGAGCUACGGCGUGUAAGAUUCAGCCGCGAAAAAUUUGGGGAGGUGAACGCGAAGCAGUGGUGGGAACAAAACAGGGAUAGAAUACAAGAUCAAUACCUUUAAAGCAUGUCUUUUUUUCCAUACUAAGUUGCUGCCAAUAUCCUAAGAAUAUUUAUUAUCAAGGUAUUCCCUGGGAAAUGCAACAUUUGAGAUCCAAUGUAGAUUCAACUAUCGAUUCAAUCGUGUGAUCGAGGAGGUUCAGGUUGGAGCACCACAACUCCUCUCUUCUUGAGAAUUCAUACAUCCCUUAUCAGUGUACGAACAUCUAUCUCUCGAGCAUUGGUUCUUCAUAGUGAUUAACUUAAAACUCACCUUGCACGAUAUCGUCGGGCGAUUCAAGCACCAUUCUUGGCAUUGAAAGAAAUUACACCAGACUCAUAUUGAAGUAUAUAGUUUUUUUGCAGUUGGAUUGCUUCAUUCUACAAAAGAAAGCUCCUAAUCACUUUUUUGAUCUCUAAUUAUACCUGAAUUUUUUUUGUUUUUGACAUUCUUUUUUUUUGGGCUUUAUUUUGCCUUCAGUUUUUUGCUUGAAUGGCUUGGUGGAUCUUCUAGUUUUUACUUAGAUGUUUGUAACACAAACUUUCUAUUAAAGGAAAUGGAAUCAAAAGCUGAUGAUGCUUUUAG
Molecule: messenger RNA, 2070 nt
Organism: Solanum verrucosum
Lineage: Eukaryota; Viridiplantae; Streptophyta; Magnoliopsida; Solanales; Solanaceae
Product: protein Brevis radix-like 1
Exons: 6
Coding region: 487-1509 (340 amino acids)
Source: RefSeq, a predicted model, not a curated record